CUGGGGGGGGGGCAGGGGCGGUGCUCCCGGGCCCGGUGGCCGCUCCCUGCCCGGCCCGGGGCGGGGGGACGGGCGGGACGGUCCCCGGCUCCGCGGGCCCGGUGCGGCCGCGCUCGGAUUAUGAAGGAGCCAUGAGCCCGCUGCGGGGCUGGCUGCUCGCCCUGCUCCUCUCGGUCGCCCCGCGGGCAGGUCCCGCCGCGCAGGCCCCCUCGCUGCAGCGGAGGCUCCCCCGGUCCGGAUGGCAGGACGGGAGGGUCGCCUCCCAGAUCACCCACCCCAGCAGGCUGGUGGGGCACAGCUCGGGAGGGGAGGUCCAGAGGCACCAGCUGGACACCAGGGUCAGGAAUGAGCCUGGAGGAGGAGGAGGAGGCCCUGGGCUGCAUCUGGCGCGGGUGAGCUUCGUGGUGCGUGCCUUCGGCUCAGCCUUCACCCUCGACCUCCAGCUGAACCACCACCUCCUCGCCUCCCGCUACGUGGAGCGGCACGUUGGGGCGGGCAGCAACGGCAGCCACAGCACGGGCGCAGGGGAGCACUGCUACUACCAGGGCCGGCUCCGGGGGCAGCCCCACUCCUUCGCAGCUCUCUCCAGCUGCCAGGGCCUGAGCGGGGUCUUCUCGGACGGCAGAGCCACCUUCCUGAUCGAGCCCCAGGCGGGCGUCGAGCACGGGCAGGGCCUUCGACCGCACGUGGUCCAGCGCAUCCCCAACUGCUCCCAACCGGGCUGCCUCUUCCCCGUGUGGAGCCAGCGCGUCGCGGGCGGGUUACCCAAGCUACGGCGGCGGCGGCAGGUCCGCCGAGCCCAGCACACGGUCCACAGCGAGACCAAGUACAUCGAGCUGGCCGUGGUGAACGACCACCAGCUGUUCUUACAGCUCCGCAAGUCUGUGGUUCUCACCAGCAACUUCGCCAAGUCCGUGGUCAACCUGGCUGACAUGAUCUACAAGGAGCAGCUCAACACCCGCAUCGUGCUGGUGGCCAUGGAGACGUGGGCCUCGGAGGACCGGAUCCGCAUGGGGGAAGACUCCUUGGAGACGCUGACGGAGUUCGUGAAGUACCGGCGGGAGGGCCCGGCCGAGCACAGCGACACCGUCCACCUCUUCUCGGGCCGGACCUUCCAGAGCAGCCGCAGCGGCACCGCUUUUGUGGGGGGCAUCUGCUCGCCCGCCCGUGCCGGGGGGGUCAAUGAGUACGGCAACGUGGCGGCCAUGGCGGUGACGCUGGCGCAGACGCUGGGGCAGAACGUGGGCAUGAUGUGGAACAAGCACCGCACGGCCGCAGGCGACUGCCGGUGUCCGGACUCGUGGCUGGGCUGCAUCAUGGAGGACACAGGGUACUACCUCCCGCGGAAGUUCUCCCGCUGCAGCAUCGAUGAGUACAACCAGUUCCUGCAGGACGGCGGCGGGAGCUGCCUCUUCAACAAGCCCCUGAAGCUCCUGGACCCCCCAGAGUGCGGCAAUGGCUUCGUGGAGGCGGGCGAGGAGUGCGACUGCGGCUCGCUGGCGGAGUGCGCCAAGAGUGGGGGGAACUGCUGCAAGAAGUGCACGCUGACCCACGACGCCAUGUGCAGCGAUGGGCUCUGCUGCAAGGGCUGCAAGUACGAGCCGCGCGGAGUGUCCUGCCGGGAGGCUGUCAAUGAGUGCGACAUCCCCGAGACCUGCACCGGGGACUCCAGCCAGUGCCCCCCCAACCUCCACAAGCUGGAUGGCUACUUCUGUGAGAACGAGCAGGGGCGAUGCUAUGGCGGGCGCUGCAAGACCAGAGACCGGCAGUGCAACGCGCUGUGGGGCCGCGGCUCAGCCGAGCGCUUCUGCUAUGAGAAGCUCAACGUGGAGGGGACCGAGAGGGGCAACUGCGGGCGCGAGGGCCUGGGCUGGCUGCAGUGCAACAAGCAGGACGUGCUCUGCGGCUUCCUGCUCUGCGCCAACAUCUCGGGGCCCCCCCGGCUCGGGGAGCUCAGCGGAGAGGUCGCCACCACCACCUUCUUCCACCAGAACCGCUACGUGGACUGCAGGGGGGGCCACGUGCAGCUGGUGGACGGCUCGGACCUGAGCUACGUGGAGGACGGGACCCCGUGCGGGCCCGGGAUGCUGUGUCUCGACCGCAAAUGCCUUCCAGCCACAGCCUUUAACUUCAGCUCCUGCCCCGGGAGCUGGGAUGGGAAGAUCUGCUACGACCACGGGGUCUGCAGCAAUGAGGGCAAGUGCAUCUGCCGGGCGGAGUGGACGGGGAAGGACUGCAGCGUCUACGACCCCAUCCCCGAGCCGAAGCCGACGGGGGAGACGGAGCGCUACAAGGGAACAUCCGCCGCGGAAGGUCCGGGGGGGCCUGAGCAGAGCGGCUCUGCCCCGCUCCCCCCCCCCCCCCCGCCCAGCGCCUCAUUAACAGCAAUUAAACGGGGAGUCCGUGGAGGAGAGCGGGGGGGGGGACACCCGGGACCACCCCCCCCGACCCCCACCGCACCGCCACGAAUGUACCGGCCCCCCCCCCCCCCGGGCUGGUGGCACCGGGAUGAAUGUACCUGCAGGGGCAACCAGGGACACACACCCCCCCCCCCCGCCCCACAUUCCCUCCUCUGCCCCCCAUCAGCAGCUUCCCGGGCCCCCCAAAGGACAGGCCCAGUGCCCCCCAGUACCAAUGUAUCCAGGCCUGGAAGUUGUGUCCCCCCAGCCCAGAUGCCAGGUCUGGGUCUGUGGGGGCAAGGACUGCACCCCCAGAUGUGUGUGUGUGUCCCCAUGUGGGGAUUUGUCCCCCCCAAUGUCAUGGCUGCACCCACCCAGCCAUUGAAACCCCGAUGUCCCCCGCAGUGGGGACAAGCAUCCCUCUAUGGCAGGGACCCCCCUCCAUGUCCCCAGCUCAGGCAGAUGAACCCCAAACUGGUGGCACUGGGGCUGGAGGGAGGGGCAGUGACAGCAGAGGGGGGUCCUGGAUUAUAGGGUGAGCCCCAGGCUGGUGGCACACGGGGGUCCUUGGUGGGUGGCACAUGCCCCCCCUCUG
Molecule: messenger RNA, 2994 nt
Organism: Pezoporus occidentalis (night parrot)
Lineage: Eukaryota; Metazoa; Chordata; Aves; Psittaciformes; Psittacidae
Gene: ADAM11
Product: ADAM metallopeptidase domain 11
Exons: 26
Coding region: 132-2933 (933 amino acids)
Biological process (GO): proteolysis
Molecular function (GO): metalloendopeptidase activity
Source: RefSeq, a predicted model, not a curated record